Molecule: messenger RNA, 450 nt
Organism: Vitis riparia (riverbank grape)
Lineage: Eukaryota; Viridiplantae; Streptophyta; Magnoliopsida; Vitales; Vitaceae
Exons: 1
Coding region: 1-450 (149 amino acids)
Source: RefSeq, a predicted model, not a curated record
AUGAUGCUUCAUGUCAAGCCGGUUCCCACACCUAUGGUAUCUAACCAAUCCCUAUCCAACUUUGGAAGUGCUCCAUUCAACAACACUCAACUCUAUAGAAGCAUUGUUGGUGCCCUCCAAUAUGCCACCAUCACACGUUUAGAUAUCACCUAUAGUGUCAACCAAGUUUGCCAAUUCAUGCAAUCUCCUUUUACUGCUCAUUGGAAGGCUAUCAAGAGAAUUCUACGCUACUUAGCUGUCACUCUUCACCAUGGACUCCAUCUUCAGCACAACUCCAACUCACACAUCAACUUAACAGGGUUCUGUGAUGCAGAUUGGGCAUCAGAUGUUGAUGAUCGCCACUCCAUAUCAGGAUAUUGCCUCUUUCUUGGUCCAAACUUGGUUCCUGGCACUCUUGAAAGCAACAUAAAGUCUCUAAGUCUUCUACCGAGGCAGAAUAUCAGAGUGUAG